This is a messenger RNA of Etheostoma spectabile (orangethroat darter), 8449 nucleotides long. It is a transcript of the gene strbp, whose product is annotated as spermatid perinuclear RNA binding protein. Bases 459 to 2675 code for a protein of 738 amino acids. Gene Ontology annotation, molecular function: single-stranded RNA binding; double-stranded RNA binding. The transcript is spliced from 19 exons. The record is from RefSeq and is a predicted model, not a curated record. Lineage: Eukaryota; Metazoa; Chordata; Actinopteri; Perciformes; Percidae. Gene Ontology annotation, cellular component: precatalytic spliceosome.
CGUUACCACCGUACAGGUGCGAGCGAGCAGCGGCUCGAGCCGCUCCGCCAAUUAGGCGCACUGAGCGUGACCACGUGAACAAAUCCCGGUGUCUAAAUGUCCGUCCGGGGAACAGCUUGGAGUGAGCGGCAGCGCUGAAAGCAACACUGAGUGGGAAGUAAUAACGGCUGGCUGAUACGGGAGCGGUGCAGGUACUAAACCCUGCCUGCACUGACACUGUGACUCCAGACUGACAGACGCUGAAAGAGAAGGCAGAUAAACAGAUUGGAGGACAGAGGGAGAAGUACAACCUCUCAUAGAGUGGUGGCCAGAGUGACAGAGGAGCACAUGAGGAGCGGAAACGGCGUGACAGCAACAUCCUGACCGGUAACCUUGGUUCUGCACCCCACCACGCACCCAGCAACUCCAGAAGCGGGGCGUCACAAGGAAGAAAACGUGCGACCACUCCUCCUGCAGGCAUGAGGUCCUUCCGUUCCUUUAGUAAUGAUGACCGCCACGUCAUGGCAAAACACUCCACCAUCUACCCUUCCUCUCAAGAGCUGGAAGCCGUUCAGAAGUUGGUGUCCACUGUCGAGUGCGCCCUCAAACACGUCUCUGAUUGGCUGGAUCAGAGCAGCAGCGACGUCCACAGCCAAGUUGACAGCCAACCAGCAGACAGCACAGAGGAGGACGAUCCUGGUGAUGAGCCCAGCAGUGAAACUGAGGGUUCCAGUGACAGCUACAGAGAGCCAAGCAGUGGUAGCGUGCUGUGUGGAGUGAUGAGGAUCGGCCACGUGUCCAAAGGCCUCCUGAUCAAAGGCGACGUGGACCUGGAGCUAGUGCUGAUGUGCAGAGACAAACCCACACAGACACUGCUGGACACUGUCUGUCAUAAUUUACCCACACAGAUAGAGAAGCUGAGAGAAGAGAAAUAUGAGGUUACAAGCUCCUUGCCCGAGGCAGCCAUCUUGGUACGAACUACAACAGAGCCCAAACUCACACUGACGAUUACUCUAACCUCGCCAGCCAUGAGGGAAGAUGAGGAGGAAGAGGAGGAGGAGGAGGAGUUGGAGAAUGGGGAGGAAGGACAGCACGAGGAGGAGCAGGAGGAGGAAGUGGAGGAAGAAGUGGAGGAGGAAAAGCAGGAGCAGGGGCAGAAGAAUGGGCAAGUGUUGGGUGCUGCUGCGCAGAGAGUGGAGGCUGAGGAGGAAGAGGGGGAGGUGCUGGAUAGACACAGAUGUCUGUUGGCCCUGGCAGCGCUGCGACACGCCAAGUGGUUCCAGGCUCGAGUGAACGGACUCAAGUCCUGCGUUAUCAUUCUCAGGAUACUUAGAGACAUGUGCAAUAGACACCCUGUCUGGGAACCUCUCAAGGGAUGGCCCUUAGAGCUUAUCUGCGAGAAGGCAAUUGCCACCUGUAACAGACCUCUUGGGGCGGGAGAAGCUCUGCGUCGGGUCAUGGAGUGUCUGGCCUCAGGCAUACUCCUACCAGGUGGUCCUGGUUUACACGACCCAUGUGAGAAAGAGCCAACAAACACACUAGCCAACAUGACCGACCAGCAGGCUGAGGCCAUUACCUACCGUGCACAGCAUGCUCUCAGACUCAUGGCAUUUGGACAAAUUUACAAGGUGUUGGAGAUGGAGCCUCUUCCCUCAAAUAAACCAUCACAGAAAUACCCGUGGUCUGAUAAAGAAGGCUUAGGUCUCAAGAGGCCAUAUGAGGAUGGAGCGAUGGAUGACAAGGAUGUCAUCAAGAAGAUGAAGAGGAAUCUGAGGAAAGUCCUAGACAGUAAAGCCAUAGACUCCAACCAGCCAAUGAACGCCCUGAUGCGGUUGAACCAGAUCCGGCCGGGGCUGCAGUAUCGCCUGCUGUCCCAGUCGGGCCCGGUUCAUGCGCCGGUCUUCACCAUGUCUGUGGAUCUGGAUGGAACUAUUUACGAAGCAUCCGGAUCCUCCAAGAAGACCGCCAAGCUCCACGUCGCCGUCAAGGUUCUCCAGGCAAUGGGCUACCCGACAGGUUUUGACUCAGACCUGGAUCCCAUGAGUUCAGACGAGAAGUCGGAUGGUGAGGGGAAGAGCGAGACCUCGUCACACACUAGCAAUAACCCAAAACAAUCCACGGAUAGUUCCAACGCACUGGAGGUGCGAACUCAGGGUCCCAUACUGACGGCAAGUGGGAAGAACCCCGUCAUGGAGCUGAACGAAAAGAGACGGGGCCUCAAAUACGAACUCAUCUCUGAAAGCGGAGGCAGCCAUGACAAACGCUUUGUUAUGGAGGUGGAGGUCGAUGGGCAGAAGUUUCGUGGGGCAGGCCCCAACAAGAAAGUAGCAAAGGCCAGUGCUGCUCUGGAAGCUCUGGAAAAGCUUUUCUCUGGUCCCAACGCCGCUGCAAACAAGAAAAAGAAGAUAUUGCCCCAGACUAAAGGAGCCCUGGCCGCGGCAGCAGCAGCCUCGGCAGUAGCAGCUCAGGUAGCCAGAGGAAGAGGAAGAGCAGCCCUCGCGAGAGGAGCCUUCGUCAGUGCAGCCACACCUGGAUAUGUCACGCCAGGCUUUGGGACACCGUAUGGCUACAGCCCUGCUGCAGCAGCUGCUCCUGCAUAUGGUGGUCUUUUCAUUGACAAUCCCUUCUACCAGCCACGGACCAUUGCUCCUUUUAUCAUUCAUCUGGGUCCCCAGGAUCUCUUCUCUGACUUCUAGAGGCAGCAGGUUGUUGGAUACUCUCUUCAAACUUCCCUGUCUGUAUACGCAGGACAUGUGUUUUUUCUGUCCGUCUUAGCGGGCUGCCUUUCUAUCCAGGUGCAGACUCACAGAUCCGAAACAGUUUUUGGUUUAAUCAGUCUGCUGGGGAAAACUCUAUGCCCAACAGCAGCGGAAGAAACUAUCUCACCUACUGACCGAGAGGCUCAUAGCUCCUCUCUCUGUUUUCGCUACCCUCUGCCCAGAUUAUCACUUCAGAGGAGAGAAAUUUUACACAAAGCAAUACUUGGAUUUUACGAGAAAUGUUCAGCUUUGACUGUGCGAGGCUGGGCUGGCUGAACUUCUUUCUAAUAGCAAUACACCAGAACUCCUCUCCUUGAGCUUACUUACUUGAGAAUAUGUGAAUGUCAGAUGGAGUUUUACCCAAUACAGCAUUGCAAUAGCUCAUUAUGAUUGUAUAUUCAUUGUAUGUGUGUGUACGUGUGGCUAUAACAUGACUAUAUACACAUAUAUGUAUGGUGUAUGUUUCUAUAACAAUGUGUUGACAAUAAUAUUACUAUAUGAUGAUGUAUUUAUGUAAAUAUUCUAUAAGAUAUAACUAUUGUUGGUAUAAAUUAUUUUAGAAUUAUAAAGUGAAAUGUAACUGUAAUAUCACAGUAUAGCUUUCUUCCAAUUUUAUAUACACUGAGCAAUUGAAGCUAGUUCUAGGAGAUGCAAUAUUAACUUUGGUAUUUCUAUUAACCUGUGCUGUUAGAAUAAUAAUGCUUCCUUCUUUCCUUCCUUCAAACUUUUCCUCUAUCUUUGAUGUCUUUCUGAGCCUUUCUGAGCACGCUCUCUGCUGCCCGAGGUUUGUUUACUUGACCCGGACCAGAGGUGCUCACUACUGAACACACUCAUAACCUAAUCACACCUGGGCACACACUUUUUCCUGUCAGAAAGCACAUUUUCUAUAGUCUCACUGCUGGCAGGGAAUACUGUUAGAAAUACAGUACUGUAUGUGUAUAGUAUGUGAAUACUUUGAUGUAUAUGCUCCUCCAUCUACCAUUCCCACGUUAUCGGACUCACCCAUCAACACUCAGUUAAUCAACACACAAUCGUCAGCUCCGUCCCGCUCGCCUUAGGGACCGAAAGCACAGCUCACUCACACAAAUUACUAUUCCUUCUUUCUGCAAACACACACAUUCACACACACACACCCAUCCCUCCACCCUCCUAUGGCAAUCCUCUACUGUAUGGAUGUGAUGUGGCUGGUGGCUGAUACAGCUUUGUCAAAAGGUGUUCUACACAAUGUGGAGGAUGGAGCACAACUACUGGCGAACUAUUUAAAGUUAUAGCCAGCAAUAAUCCUCAAAAGGGAACUUUGAAUUGGAUUCCCUGUCUGGGCAUAUUUCAGUGGUUGGUGAUGUCACCUGUAGGUUUUUGAAGGAAUGGGUUUUUACCUUUGGCUGCCAUGCCAGUCACUGAAGCUAGAAAAUUUUAGCAAAAGAAAUGUGGCUGGAGCUGAUGUGGACUGAGGAAGUUUCAGCUAGGGAUGCACCAAUCCAACAUGCCCAAUCAGGAUCGACCACAGCAACGCCUGGCCUCAUGUUACAGUACAUUACAACACUUCCAAUGAGUUCCACACAGUGAGGUUUACAGAUUUUACAUUUAGAAUAAAGACUUGUAUCGGAUCGGUAAUUGGUAUUGGUAUAUACCCUGAGUUGGGGUAAGGGUAUUGGAAGAGAAAAAGUUGGAAUGGGGCAACCAUUGGCUGAGACACCUGUCUACACUAUAAAUUGUUUCUGUAAGGCUAAAUAUGCUCUUAACAGAACCGUAAUUCUGAACAUUUCCAACACAACAUGCAUUUGAGAAAGCAAAAUGAGCUUUUGAGUUCAAAAUAUAUUGAAUUUGUAUUUUGAAACAGAAACAGGGUCUUUAUGAAGAUUAGAUUAGACUUUAGAGUUUUAGAGAUUAGAGUUUCUGUAUUUUAAGGCACUUCUGCGCCAGCUAUUCAAAGGAUUGUUGAACUGUUGCUGAGAUAUUUGGGAAAUAGAGUUUGGUUGAUUAUCAUUUGAAGUCUCAAAAUACAUGUAUAUUGCUUACUAGUAGUUGACUGUGUAGUCCUAGUGUUGUGGGUUUAAUGCUGCUAUAGCACAUAUUGCACAUAUUAUUUACGCAUGUAGAAAUUAGACUGAGAGAUGAGAUAUUAAAGUGCUUUAUGCGUAACAGUAUGUUUGGUCUAAUUUGGGGUAUUGUUGGAACCAAACAUGUCACAACUCUGUACACACUGAGAUAGCGGUCACAGCACACACAUAGUACUCACUCAGGGCUGUGUAGGAUGUCUGCUUACAUGCUUCUGAAAAGUCUUCAUCCGUCAUUUUUUAUUUCUAGCCUUUAAUAGAGACAAGGUGUCAGUCAGAAGAGGCAAAAUCAGACAGAAAGGCUUUGAUUCUCUUUACUCUUGCCUUGAUCCGGGCACCAGUUUGAUCUCCUGUUUUUGUGUUGGUUUUUAUUCAUCAAAAACAUCUGACAAUGAGAAAAUAGACUUACAAAGGCUCCAAAAGCCCAUGUUUCAAGACAAUAUUUCAAAUUAGUGUAAGAUGUUGAUAGAUAGAUGUUGUGACAACACUGACUUAAAAUGGAAUACAACUUGUGCCAUCAAGCUGUGCUGGAGCGAUUGGAGGUAAACUGGAUGUCCAGGCUUCCUCUAGCUUUGUGUGUUGGAGCGAUGAGGGCAAGCACACGAGUUGUCGGCCAUUUAUGUUUGAGCAGCUGGUUCCUUAACUUAAACAAUUAAACUUAUCCACACAGUUAUGUGUAUUUACAGCAAGAAUUUGCUUCCAUGCUUUGCUAUUCCAAGCAUUUUCCAUUAAAUCCCAAAGCGACUUUAGUCAUCUCAUCUCACUUGAGAGAGGCACUGCUUUGCCCUGACUUUUCAUUCUGGUGUGGAAUUCACAUUGAGGUGAAUAACUUGGAGCUUCACUGUGUAGAGACAGACCUUCUCUGUCGGCUAAAAAAUCUCCUAAUUUCCCCUCUGCCCUCUCUCCAUCUCUCUCUCUGGCCCAGUCCCCUCAGUCCAGAUGGCCCACAUUAAUAAGGCAGACAGUCAUACCUCAGUGCGCAACCUUUUCAUUUCCCCUCAGACUGAACUGACACGCAAGAGGAGUCACCCUGACUACUGACCCUGUCCUUCUGCUCUGUUGGCCGAACGACCACAUUAGGAGAAAGGGUGGCUGGGUGAGAGCUCAGGGAAACACAGUCGGUCUAAAACUGGCACAGGCAGUUAUUAUUUAUAGAGGUUUAGGAGUUGUUGUCUUUUAGUUAAGCACAGGUCAGGUUCCACAUGUUUGUUUCUUGUUAGGCAGUACAGUGAAAUGGGAGUGACAUAAUAGUUUUGCUAGUACCUAAGUACGGUGGCUGACAGGGGCAAACGCCCUGCAACUUAAGAAGAUGCAUGCAAAUAGACAAAACACAAGCAAAUUAAGGAAACACCUUAAUUAAUUUGACAACACAUGCGCAGCAUUCAGCAAACACGCUGCAAAUACACACAGCACAAUCAAACACAGAAUUUGCAAAUAUAGAAACGUGGUAAAAAGAAAAGCACACAAUCCCCGAAAAAAAGCGAUGCAAAAGAAAAGCAUAUGCAAACAAAAAACGCUGAAUCCAGAUUACACAACGUAAAUUCUCCAGACCUCUAGAGGGAGCGCUAAGUGGAAGAGCUUGAUUUUCAACCCCACUGGGAGAGAGCGUUCUUCCUUUUUGUUAGAGUCGGGUAUGGCUGCAGCCUGGAGACCUAUUGUCUCAUGCCUCCCGUCCAUAGCCUGUAAGUUUAAUUAUUUAUGUGCAAAGAACCUAUUGUUUUUAAAAGGAUUACUAUUCCGCACCGUCUCUCCAUUUUUUAUUUUUGAGGGUCUUAGCAUGCGGGAAAACUCACAAAAACUUGCAGACAUCUCAGACCUAUCACAAAGUUCUGUAGUGAUUGGUCUUGGGCGUUGCCAGGGGGCUCCAUAGCGCCCCCUAACGUGCACCUUGAAUUCAACAAAAGUAAUAAUUUAUCAUACUAACUUUUGAGGGAACAAGCGUAUCAUCUAAAAUUUAAAAAAAUUACGAUAUGGCGAUCUUCGUGCAAAAUUUCUCAUUUUACGAAGACUUGUUUGAGGGCUUUAGGAUCCACGAAAACUCUCAAAAUCUUGCAGCCAUGUGCAGGAUAUUAAACUAUUUCAUCUGAAUUCACAUUUAGGCUUGGGAGGGGUAUGGUUGCUCCAUUGCACCCCCUAAUUGGUUUUAGCCUGGUUUUAGCCCUUGAGGACAUUUUUAUGGCCUCAGUAUUUAUGAAAACUCACAAAAAUUGGCGCACACGUAAACACCUGGUAGCUUUGUGAGUCGGUUCAGCGAUUUGGCCCAGACCUGUGCGCGUGCUCAAUAGCGCCCCCUAAUGCGUGGAAGGCCUUAGCUUGGACACAGUUUCUCCAAUCUUCACCAGAUUUGAUAUGCAUAUUGCUCUAAUCAUUGCGGACAUAUUUUCCUAUUCCCCUUCAUUAGCUCCGCCCAACCGGAAGGCAGCCAUUUUGACCGUAAUCGCUGUUGUCUAAUCACUGUAUUACACUUGAGGAGGCCUACACUUCAGCAAUGCGCCUUUUGGAUAUCAAAAUUAAACCCUCUCAUGUAAUAUGACUUAAACAAACAUCAGCGUUAAACACUGAUGCAGUUUUAAAUGUUUUAUUACCACAAGUUUACAGACACACCUCUUCUGAUUGAAGAUCACCUGUGACCUGAGCCGAGACACACCCGACAAACACGAGAAAACAUAUCUCAAACUGAAAUAUUUACAGUCUAUGAUCUCAGAGCAGUUGCACACCGUUUCACACCAUUCUGAGAUUGAACGUGUCCCGGCUGUCUCUCUUCCCGUGGAGUCAAAAAUCAGAGAGGCCUGGAGAACUUCCUCUGUGUAAUCUGGAUGCAGCGUUUUUGUUGUUGUAUCUGCUUUUCUUUUUGCAUCGUUUCUAUAUUUGCAGCGCGUUUCUGUAUUUGAUUGUGUUGUGUGUAUUUGCAGCACGUUUGCUGAAUGCUGCGCAUGUGUUGUCAAAUGAAUGAAGUUGUUUUCUUAAUUUGCUUGUGUUUUGUCUGUUUGCAUGCGUUUUCUUAAUUUGCAGGGCGUUUUGCCCCUAUCGGCCAUCAUACCAAAGCCCUUCUUAAAAAUGUAAAAAAGAAAAAAUUAUCCCAUUGUCAUGUUCUUUAAAAGUAUAUAUUUGGUGAUGAAAAAGAGAAAGCAUAGGAAACAAAGGAAAAUGAAACUAAUGCUGCUCCUUACACAAGCCAUAUAAAAAAAGCUUAUUUCAAUAUAUAGUCAGAUAGUUUCCAGCUGUGUUUGUCAUACUGUUGCACCUCCAGAAAGAUGACAAUGGCCGCACUCUACUAGGAAAUUUCUCAGAAUAGAAAACAUUAUUGUGACAUGUUUUUCCCUAAAGAAAUACACUCCAGGUAGACUAGGGCUUGGACAGUUAUGUCCACAUGGAAAGUAAUGGUUGUUUGUGCUGCACCCGGGUCCCAGUGAGUUUUCUGAUGGAUGUUCUUCUUGCUCCAGUGUUCUUUAGGUAUAUCUCUAAGAGAUCACUAUGAAACAGGAAAAUGUGUCAGUUAUUGUAAACACACACACAUUCCCUACCUGCAAAUGUUCAACAACUAUACCUGUAAAUCUAAGAAGCACAAAACACACAUGUACAAUACUCCCACACAUGUUCUCAGGGCCACCUGACACAAACACACACACACACACACAAACACACACACAUACA